Peronospora matthiolae is the source of this 1209-nucleotide messenger RNA. NCBI's taxonomy places the organism in Eukaryota, Oomycota, Peronosporomycetes, Peronosporales, Peronosporaceae. The record is from the annotation of a GenBank genome assembly.
AUGGUGGUUGCAAUCACGAAGUACUUUGGCUGGACACUGGACCUACUGGACGUGGUGACAGCUUUCCUUUACGGAGAAAUGAAGGAAAAGGUAUUUUGCGCGAUCCCAGAAGGAGUCGAAGUUGAUGAAGACUUUGACUGCUUUGAACUGGUCAAGGCGAUCUACGGACUAAAACAAGCAUCGCGCGUAUGGAACGAGACUUUUCAUGAGUUCGUCUGCUCCAUUGGAUUUCAAGUCUCCGAUUUUGACCCGUGUCUUUAUCUCAAGAUUACAAGUGGCGAUGACUUAAAGGCGCGUUUCGAAAUGACCGACAGUGGGAAGUGCGCAUUCGUGUUGGGCAUCGAGCUGGUGGACAACGACGACGGUAGCGUGACGAUGUGCCAGCGACGCUACGUGGAAGAUGUUCUCAAGUGUUUUGGCAUGAGCGACUGCAAAGCCGUCACCAGCCCAACCGACAUCAGUUCUCGACUCAUACCAAGUACCGCAGCAACUAAAAUCGACGCCCCGUUUCGUGAAGCAGUAGGCGCUCUGAUGCACUUGAUGACCGCGACACGACCAGACAUUGCCUUUGCUGUGAGUUACGUUUCGCGCUUCAUGGAGAACCCCCAAGUCGAGCAUUGGAUGGCGGUCAAGCGCAUUUUGCGAUACUUACAAGGGACUAAGUCGCACGGUAUCUGUUUCAAGCCUGAUGACAAGAUAGACUUCUGUGGCUACUCGGAUGCAGACUGGGCCGGCGACCAUGCAGACCGCAAGUCGACUUCAGGAUAUGCGUUUAUCCUGAUGGGUGCUCCGGUGAGCUGGGGAAGCAAAAAGCAGUCAAGUGUGUCGCUGUCAACAAGUGAAGCUGAGUACAUUGCACUAAGUCUGGCGAUUCAAGAAGGCAAGUGGGUGCAUCGAUUACUGUGCGAGAUUCUGGAUGCCGCAGAGGACAAGUCUGGACCCGAGCUCAAGAUCAUGGAAGACAACCAGUCGUGCAUCAAGAUGACGAAGAAUCCGGUGAACCAUGGUCGGGCCAAGCACAUCGACAUCAAGUACCACCACAUUCGUGAUGAAGUCAAGCGUGGUGAUGUCAAGUUGGAGUACUGUGAGACUACGAUCAUGUUGGCGGACAUCAUGACGAAGAGGACUGCCAGGACCGCGUCACAAGGACUUGACGGCAGCGCUCGGCAUACACGCGUGUUCGCAUUGAGGGGGCGUAUUGUGGGUUGA